Molecule: messenger RNA, 888 nt
Organism: Phytomonas sp. EM1
Lineage: Eukaryota; Euglenozoa; Kinetoplastea; Trypanosomatida; Trypanosomatidae
Source: the annotation of a GenBank genome assembly
UCCGGUUUAUGUGCGGUUCCCAAGAUACGUGUGCAAAAAGAAAAGGAAAAAAGAUCAUACGACGAGCACACAUCCCAAUCGUCGCGACUUGGUCGACAAAUGCGUAAAUGCUCUACAAGAAUUUAUUUCCGAAUGUGCUCAUCCAAGGUGCCACUCCAUCCUUGCUCAAAGGGAUUCGCAGUCGAGUGAUGACGGUGCUUUGGCUGGAGAAUGCACCCUGGGAUGCUCACCUCGACUUAAUUCUUGUAUCCUCACAGAAGAUGCAAUCCAUUAACCACCUCACGCGAGGGCUUUGCAAGCCGACGGACGCUCUCACCUUUUCCGAGGUCAACGAAACCAAUCAAACGAUCAACGAAAUCCUCUUUUCUAGUACCAAACGCGCGUGCACAGGCAACGACGACGCUCAAGCGCCCUCCCCGGCGUUGCUUUACACGCACGCAAUGAAGCCCGAUCCGCUGCAGGCGCGGCGCGCCAUCCGCGAUGAGCUUGUCGAUCUCGGGACGAUUUACUUUUGCGUUGAGUAUAUAUGGCAUCGCACCAUGCGUCGACCUCAAAAGAACCUUCCAUUGGAAUUAUAUUUAGAAGCCGCCCUCGUCCACGCGCUCCUGCACGUAUUGGGCUACACCCACGAAACGGACGAAGCGCUAUGGCGUAUGAUACGCCGUGAGAAAUGCCUUGGAUAUCAUCUUCGAUCUCUUCAGCGAAAGUAUCCCCUCGACAUGCCGCGGUUUGAUGCUAUUGAAUACAUGAAAGCAAUCUCACAUGGGUGAGAAUCGAAUGACACAAAGGCAUCUCGCGUAUGAGCAGAGGUGUGUAUGGGCAUCGGUUCGCUAAAAAAAAAACGAGAUUAAAAAAAGGAAUGCCGCUAAACAAGCGACCGUGCCGGCA